AUGUCCGAAAAUAAAGGUAAAGGUAAAAGAACAAAACCGUUUGAAAAUACAUUUACCCAGAAAGAAAAUAAAAAAGGAUCUGAUGUAGAAGAAAUUGAGCCAGUUUUGGAUUCCGGGAAAACUUCCACAUUUAAUAAUUUAGAUG
Molecule: messenger RNA, 145 nt
Organism: Funneliformis caledonium
Lineage: Eukaryota; Fungi; Glomeromycota; Glomeromycetes; Glomerales; Glomeraceae
Source: the annotation of a GenBank genome assembly